Molecule: messenger RNA, 501 nt
Organism: Maudiozyma saulgeensis
Lineage: Eukaryota; Fungi; Ascomycota; Saccharomycetes; Saccharomycetales; Saccharomycetaceae
Source: the annotation of a GenBank genome assembly
AUGGGUCGUGAUUUAAUUAAUUUGGAUAAUGUUUACGCUAACAAUCUCGGUAUGCUCGAGAAGAUUUGUAUGACUGUAAAUCCAACUAUUGAAUUUCCAGCUCACUAUUUCGAUGAAUUAUUCCCAAAAGAUACCAAGAAAGAUACAUUUUUUGCUCAAUUAGCCUAUUACAGUGAAAUUCCAGUUGGUGCAUGUAAAGCCAAACUUUAUCCAAAAAAGAAAGGUGAUACAUAUCCAAAAGGUGUUCAUAUUGAAUCUAUGGCUGUAUUAGACCAAUACCAAAACAACCAGAUAGAGACCAAGUUUUUGAACUAUAUAAUCGAAGAAUGUAAGAAACAUCAUCAGCAUAAUGUUUACGUUCAUAUACCAGUAAACGCCGACAAAGAAAUAGCUUGGUAUAAAGAUAACGGUUUCGAAUCAGAGGAAGAGCCAUUGAAAGAAUUAUUCAAAACCACUGAAGGUCUCAUCGAUGGUAUGUUAUUAAAAAAACAUAUAGAUUAA